Paecilomyces variotii is the source of this 1095-nucleotide messenger RNA. RefSeq names its product putative EF-hand calcium-binding domain protein. The transcript is spliced from 3 exons. The record is from RefSeq and is a predicted model, not a curated record. Lineage: Eukaryota; Fungi; Ascomycota; Eurotiomycetes; Eurotiales; Thermoascaceae. Gene Ontology annotation, cellular component: nucleus; cytoplasm. Bases 259 to 1050 code for a protein of 263 amino acids.
GACGAAGCAGGUCUCAUGUUACCUUCGACUUAGAUCGUGAAUUUAUCUGGACAUUAUUUUUUGUGUCGAGAUACAACUCUUCUUGCCUACGGCGACAUCGGACUCGUUUCUGGACGAACCCCUCUUUUUUCUUGGUAUCUACAAAAGAAGCGGGACAAGAUAGUAAUAGUACAUGCUUAUAUUUGGAUCAACUGUCCCCCACCACCCCCACCUUGACCGUCUUCGAAAGUUACAUUUGUUUUAUUAUCUGAUCCGAAGAUGACGCGGAAGAUCCUCUGUCUUCAUGGAAAGGGAACAAGUGGUGCGAUAUUUAAAUCGCAGACAUCUUCAAUCCGUGCCCACCUCAAAGAUCUCGAUGUCGACUUCCAUUUUAUUGAUGCACCGUAUCGCUCAACCCCCGCCGCCGGCAUCGAUCUAUUCUAUCCGGGACCUUACUACUCGUUCUGGGAAAGCGAAGACGCCUCGCACAUCGCUCACACACGCGCCUGGCUCAACCAACUCAUCGCCGAAUCAGGCCCUUACGAUGCCGUGAUGGCAUUCUCACAGGGCUGCUCCGUGAGCGCCGACAUGUUACUCCAUCAUCAGGCAGAGUCUCCGAACUCUCCACCUCCGUUCAAAUCGGCCAUCUUCAUCUGUGGCGGACCCUUGCUCACAGAACUCGAGCGACUGGGCUACACCAUCUCCCUAGAUGCAUGGGAGCGGGAUCACGCAUCGCGCAAAGCGCUCGCUGAGCAGGCUGAUGUCAGCGCUAUUCUCAGCAAGGGGUCCGCGCGCUGGGGUGCUGGUUUGGAUAGCGCUGCAUUACCGAGUUUUGAUGAGUUGACGAGCGAAAUUACAGGGCCGUAUCAGAUCCAGGUCCCUACGGCUCAUGUGUAUGGUGCGAAGGAUCCGAGGUAUUUCUCUGGCGUGCAGUUGGCGGGAUUGGGUGAGCCUAGUAAGAGGAAGGUGUUUGAUCAUGGAGGCGGGCAUGAGAUUCCUAGGACUGAUGUCGUCAGUAGGACGAUUGCGGAUAUGGUGAGGUGGGCGGUAGAUCAGGGAAGGAGGUGUUAAUUAUACAGAAAUAUCGCACAUUAGAAAAAAUAGAAUUCGGUACAU